UCUUUCUGCUUUUCUGUUUAUCACUCGCUGGCUACUUGCCUUUCUCUCUCUAUUCUCUGUCUCUGUCCCUGUUUCUUCUGUUUCAAGUUCAAUGGUUCUCUAUCUCUCUGUUUCUGCCUCUCCGUCUGUCUUUUGUUUCUCUUGCAUGCAGGGCCCCAUACUGUGGAUCAUGGCAAAUCUGAGCCAGCCCUCCGAAUUUGUCUUCUUGGGCUUCUCCUCCUUUGGUGAGCUGCAGGCCCUUCUGUAUGGCCCCUUCCUCAUGCUUUAUCUUCUCGCCUUCAUGGGAAACACCAUCAUCAUAGUUACGGUCAUAGCUGACACCCACCUACAUACACCCAUGUACUUCUUCCUGGGCAAUUUUUCCCUGCUGGAGAUCUUGGUAACCAUGACUGCAGUGCCCAGGAUGCUCUCAGACCUGUUGGUCCCCCACAAAGUCAUUACCUUCACUGGCUGCAUGGUCCAGUUCUACUUCCACUUUUCCCUGGAUUCCACCUCCUUCCUCAUCCUGACAGACAUGGCCCUUGAUCGCUUUGUGGCCAUCUGCCACCCACUGCACUAUGGCACUCUGAUGAGCCGGGCUAUGUGUGUCCAGCUGGCUGGGGCUGCCUGGGCAGCUCCUUUCCUAGCCAUGGUACCCACUGUCCUCUCCCGAGCUCAUCUUGAUUACUGCCAUGGCGACGUCAUUAACCACUUCUUCUGUGACAAUGCACCUCUCCUGCAGUUGUCGUGCUCUGACACUCGCCUGUUGGAAUUCUGGGACUUUCUGAUGGCCUUGGCCUUUGUCCUCAGCUCCUUCCUGGUGACCCUCAUCUCCUAUGGCUACAUAGUGACCACUGUGCUGCGGAUCCCCUCUGCCAGCAGCUGCCAGAAGGCUUUCUCCACCUGCGGGUCUCACCUCACACUGGUCUUCAUCGGCUACAGUAGUACCAUCUUUCUGUAUGUCAGGCCUGGCAAAGCUCACUCUGUGCAAGUCAGGAAGUUCGUGGCCUUGGUGACUUCAGUUCUCACCCCCUUUCUCAAUCCCUUUAUCCUUACCUUCUGCAAUCAGACAGUUAAAACAGUGCUACAGGGGCAGAUGCAGAGGCUGAAAGGCCUUUGCAAGGCACAAUGAUGAGCCCAGGGCCCAGGGGGACCUGGCCUGCCUCCACUGAGCAGUUCUGUGGGGAGGGAGACCUCCAGCAAGUGGGAAGAACACUGCUGAGUUUCUUUAGUUUUUUUCCCUCUGAGCAAUAACUACAGUGAGCCCUCAGUGCUGCACUGUCUGGCCCAAAGCUCUUAUGGACCACCAUGGAAGUGUUCCCUACAUCCCCUGGCAGCCGUAAGAACUCUGAGAGUAGCCCAGAGCUUUCAGUAAAGGGAAGUGCAUGUGCUUUGCAUUUAAGGAAGAGCAACCAAGAAGUGCUCUAUGAUCAAGAGGUAGUAUCCAAUCCCAGUAUGUGUGCAUGGGUGUGUAUGUGUGUACAUAUGUGUGUAUGCGUGUGCAUGUUCAGGGUGUGCUUCUCUAUCACAGUAUGCACGGCUGCUGAGUGUAUGCACCAUAAGUGCUUGGGCUACAUGGGAUCAAGGGAAGAAGCAAAACUUGCCAAAAACAAACUGAUUGUUUUUCAAUGUGUGUGUGAGUGUUGGGAGGAGGACUGGGUCCUUGUAUAAUUAUUCAUCCAUUUAUUCAUUCAUUUCUUCAAUAUUGAGUAGGCUGUGUGUGUCAGGCACUGUAACAGGUAGAGGGUAGAAAGGUAAAAAAGGCAUAAAUGGUUCUUAACCUGACAAAGCUCUUGGCCUAAGGAAGGAAAGAGUGAUAAAUAGCUGUUUCCAGCACAGUGGGGAACGUGCAACAGUGGAUUCACAGACGGUAUUAUGAGCACACAGGAGAGCAACACUGAGACCAGCAGGAGGCUCAGUGACGGCUUCCUGACAAGAUGACACCUGAGUAGCACAUUGACUAUAAGGUGGACACUGUGAG
Messenger RNA from Pan troglodytes (chimpanzee), 1960 nucleotides. RefSeq names its product olfactory receptor family 6 subfamily V member 1 (gene OR6V1). Gene Ontology annotation, cellular component: membrane. Gene Ontology annotation, biological process: G protein-coupled receptor signaling pathway. Gene Ontology annotation, molecular function: G protein-coupled receptor activity; olfactory receptor activity. The record is from RefSeq and is marked validated. NCBI's taxonomy places the organism in Eukaryota, Metazoa, Chordata, Mammalia, Primates, Hominidae.